UCACAAUUUUUCUGUAUUCAUGACAGGGCUCCGUCCCUAUCCUCAGCAAAUAGUGUGUUUAACUCAUUCUUUCAAAAAGAUCAAAACUGGUCAUGUGUAAAAGCCAUCCUUCCAUUUAUCCGCUCAUCCUCACAAGCAUCCCAUGAGUGCUGAAACUAAUCCCAGCUAUCUUCGGUUGAGCGGCACAGUACACCUUAAACUGGUUACCUGUCAGUCGCGGGGCACAUAUGGACAACCAAUUAACUAACUAUUAACUAACAAUUAAUAUUCACACUUAUGACACCUAUCAUAUUUUUGGAGUUUGGUCAGAAACUGGAGUACCCGGUGUAAACCCACGCAGUGACGGGGAGAGUAUGCAAACUCCACACAGGCAACGCAGCGAUUUGCACUCCGGUCCUCAGAAUGGUGAGGUCGAUGUGCUAACUAGCAGUCCACCAUGCCUCCAAUAUGUAAGAUUUCAAUUUUUUUUAAUGAAUUGCUCAAGAAUCAAAGCUUCUGAGGGAAUUAUAAAAGUCUCAUUCAGUCACCUGUACUUCCUCUCUGCAAUUCACAAGAUACAUCACACUCCCCUUGUGAUCUAUAUUUGUUCCCCAUACGUCUUGCAGGUGAAUAAACGAGUGUCUGACGUGAAUGGGCUACACAAAAGGACAGCUGGUGUUUGGUUCCAUUAGCCCUCCUAAAUGAGUCAAGGUGAUGCCUUUCCUGGAAGCUUCGCCGCCUAGUUUGACCUCCAUAGCCAUCACGUAGGCACUUCCACCGUGUCAGCUGGCCCACCAGCCAACGUCUCUCAGUACACUGCUGCCAAAACACACAUGGCAUCCGCUCACCUCUGGGGAAAUGGUACACCCAUCAUUCGGUUCUUCCCAGAUAGAUUGGUUAGCUCUUUGUCCUCCACAGCUGCAGUCUGGCACAGCUGUAACAAAAGAAUAUUCAUAUUCCUGCGAAAGGCUAUGUUGUUAUUACCCCCGCCCCCCCUUACUGAUUUAGUGAUAUGAAACGUCAUGUGUGCCAUUAAAUGGAUGACGUCGUUAAUAUGUCAUUGAUGCGGAGAGCGGCAGAGCUGGGCGGAUGGAGAGGGGGAGUCGGCGUCCCGUCUGUUUUCAAUUAGCCGCUGAAAUGUUCAACAUGGGAGCUGCUCUGCCGUAUUCUGUUCCUUCUCUCGCUUGGAUGCAGGGAAGUGAAUUAGAGAUUCAGCUGAGAUAGGCUUCACUGUCCAAGCCCAGGUCAACUCAGAUAUUGGAGAGUGACGAAUAAUCGCACCGACCUAUGUAACGGAAUCAUAUCCAUGUUUUCGAAGACGUGAAGAAGAAUGAUUGUUGCUGUCAAAUGAAACAGAUGGACAGUAUUAUUUUAGGGGGAGGAUUUUCAGUUGAAAUGAAACAUCACAAAAUUGAUUGGGGAUGUAUGUUUUUCAUUGGACGAUGAAAAAUAAUCACACUGACAUCAAUAAUGGAAUUGUAUCCAUGUGUGGAAAGAGACGAGAAGGGCUGGAGAAGAAUGGUUGUCAAAUGUAACACAUGCAUCUCCCAAAAAAAUUGUGUCGGUCAGUUUUGCAACUAACUUUAUAUUGUCCAAGUUUGACAUACUUGUCAAAAUGAUGACAAUAUAUGUCAUGAACAAAAGUAUUUUGGAAACCUGUGAUUUUAGUCCAGCUCAGGACAAAUGGGCUACAUUCAACAGAUGCAAAGACCAUAAAUGGGGUCACGUUUCGGCUACUUGACUGGCUGUGGUUCUCGUUAUUAUAGUAGGGCAGGUUUUUAUGAGGAUACCUACAAGUGUGACAAGCACUCUGCCUGCUAUUGCACUUCUUGUUCAUUAUGUUUUACCAAAUGUAGUCUUCUGUGGUCUUUAGGUAGGCUGUUCGACUCCACUCAAAAUGGAGUAUUGUGUUCCACGUCAUAAAUCAGGGAUUUAUUACCUUCAUAGCACAUGAGGUGGUGAGAAUUCAAACCUUUCAUUUAUCUCCCGAAACUGUGAAGCAACCAUCACAAGCGGGAAUGUGGGUGAAAACGCAACCUUCCACUUCCUGUGGUCUUACACCUAGUCAGCUCGAUUUUCAACCUAAUAGACAAAAAGAAAAACAAAAUUGCAUAUUGCAGCAAAACGGACUUGGCAGCGCAAAAGCUUAUUCAGUAUUGAUCCUCUGAGGUCAGUGCCCAUGUCUCUGUGUGCCAACAAUGUGAGAGGGUUUCACUCUCACGCUUGCCAGCCACAAAUUCUGAUUAGAAGGCAUAAAUUGUGUGUGGGAAGGAGGGGGGGGGGGGUGUAUCAAGAAGCUGCCUCACGUCAUGAUCUCCACUUUACCUGAGGAGGAAAGUUGUUUGCAUGAGCUCUUGUGAGUACGGAAGUUGAGAUCAAGCCAUCUGUCCCGCAUCUCACCAGCAGCACUUUGCUAAUGUACAAAAAUAUAUACCGACGCCCAACAGGAUACAUUUAAGAUGAUCAGCAGCAGGCAAAGCUCUCUUAAUGAAUACUGUUCACUCUGCUUUGCACUGUACCAUCUGUUAGGCAAAUAUGGGCGAACAAAAAAAAAUGAUAAUUCUGCAAAAGGGCAACUUUUCUCUGAGUUUAAAAGUUGCACACUGUGGCUUUUGUUCCUGCAACAGCAACGUGACGAAUAUUUUCCUUUAUUCUUCGACCCUCGCCAACAAAAAUAACUUCAUGCCACUCAGACCGAAAAAUAAGCUCAGCUGUGGGACAAAGCCUCAUUGAAUACUUAGGAAUACAGAAAAUACACCGAGCAGGAAUGUUCUGUUGGGAAAGGGAAACCACAUUUGAUAUAUGUCUUAAAAAUAUUCCUUUCAUGGGAUAUGGAUAUGUUUUGGUAAAAAUAGCUGAUUUGAAACGAAGCGCAUAUUAUUAUUAUUCUCCGCUCUUUAACACAUACCAAAGUCUGUUUCAUUUGUAAAAACAUAUAUAUGUAUAUAUGGGUUUUUUUUAGCUUUAAUAGGUAAAAAUAUUUUCAUAGUUUCAUGUGUGACAUACAGGAGAUUCCAUGCUUUUCCAUUGUCUCAGACUCAUCGUGAAACACAUCAAAUAAGCAGAUGUGGCGUCGGGUUUAGGCCGCCUAUUACUGCAGAAAUGCAUAAAAAAAGAAGGUCGGCAUCAGUGCUUCAUGAAAGUGAGGCACGUUAUCUGCUGGAAAAUGGACCGCUUGAGAGCUUGCCAAUCAUGCAGACACAUUGACGGGAGGAAGAAUAGCGUGACACAAAGAUUUAAACUGAUGUGAUUGUGGCCAGUGUGACCACAAUGGUCAGUACAAUCAAAAGUUUACAUGUAUUUUAACUAAUUAGAUGGAAAUGUGUGGGAAAGGUGUUUGAAUUCUAAAGAAACCACCAAAAGAAGAAAUGAAGAAAGUGGGGGGGGGGUACAAUAAAUUUGCUUAAAUUAAAAGACGUUGUAGCAUGACAAAAAUAAAGAUGGCACUUUAAUGCAUUUAAUGAGAAUAAUGGUAAUAUUUUGAGAAAAAGUCCCUCUUCUGUGAAAAAAAUCCAAUCCAUUUUUUUCUUUAAAAGAACAUACUUCAGCGAAUUAAAUGUAUUCUUUUAUGCUUGUGAUAUUGUGACAUUUUCUUCUACUACUUUUUUAUUACCAUUUUUAUCUGAAAAUGAAUGAAUCCCAUUUAUUGUUAUUACCAAUUCAGGUUGGUAAAAAUGGUUCAAAAAUGGCUUCACUUCAGAUUUUUACAUCAGCUGUUCCGCCAAAUAAUUUAGCUAGUUAAGAUAGUGUUGUUGUACUAAACAUCAAAGUAUUGAGUAAAGUCAGCAUGAAAGAAAUAUAUAUUUUUUUUAAAUCACUAAAGUCACAUCCAACAAAAUAGCUUGAAUUCAAAUGAUUAAAGGUUCUGUAGAAUCAAAGAAACAGUGUUGUUUUCCUAAAAUGGUUCUCAAUUCUGUUUUUGGACCAUUUAAAUAAACGCUUAGGCAAAAGAAGGGAGGGGGAAAAAAACUAAAAGCAGAAGAUUAAUGGAGCUGCUGUUGCAUUAUGGACAGCUACACCCAAGGGUGUGGAAGGUUCCAGCAGAUACUGCGCUGAUACAUUGUGGAUUGCACUGUAAGCAACUUUUACUGCCCUUCCAUCCUAUGGGCAAUGGUGUAAUUAACUUCCCCUCGCCAUAUUAUUCCUGCUCCCCUAAUAUGCAAAGAGAAAAAAAGCUGAAUACUUGGGGCGGAAUAAAAAUGGCUGUCGUGGAACUAAUUUUGUCUCCGGUUUGGGAACGCGCCGAUGGGAUGGCGUCCUUCUCGUGCAACAUUUCAGCAAUGCUAAUGAAUGCACAAGAUGAACAACAUUAUUCAGGCCUCUGAGGUUUUUCGUCGCCGCCUUUUUCCCCCCUUUCCCAGUGGUCUGUCUUGUCUUUUCCCUUUCACCUGCACCCCUUUCCUCCCAUUUCAAGGGAUUAUCUUGAGAAUGAUUGCAUUCCUUCUUUUCCACUCCAAUCACACCUCUCAGAAAUGUGUGGGCUAAGGUUAAUAUGAGGGGUAAAGCCUGCACUUGGAAGGUAUUUUUUCACAUCUUUCAUAUCUCUCUCUCACAUGUAUAAUUUGAAAAUUGUCUAAAUUGUAACCUUGCGUGGUGAGAUCCUUGAUGGUACUUUAUACCCUUGACAUUUGACUUCUUGGAAACUUGGAAACAUACUUGUUCCAUUUUGACAGUGGAAAAUGGAGGAACUGUGACUCAGACUGUGAGUCCAACGUGGUUACGUGUAUCGGCAGGGUCAAAAAGGGACUCAUCUGAGUAUACUCCUAGGUUUGAUCGGCAGCUUUUAUAAUGCAGUGUUUAAAGAAAAUAAAGCAAUUACGUCAUGUCACGUCUAUGUGACAGAGUAUCCGCUAGAAUGAAGGGCAAAGUUUAUAAAACAGUGGUGAGGCCGGCCAUGAUGUACGGUUUAGAGACGGUGGCUCUGAAGAAAUGACAGGAAGCAGAACUGGAGGUAGCAGAAAUGAAGAUGCUGAGGUUCUCGCUUGGUGUAAACAGGUGGGAUAGGUUUAGAAAUGAGCUGAUUAGAGGGACAGCCAAAGAUGGAUGUUUUGGAGACAAGGUUAGAGAAAGAAGACUUCGGUGGUUUGGACAUGUUCAGAGGCGGGAGAGGGAGUAUAUUGGUAAAAGGGUGCUGAGGGUGGAGCUGCCAGGCAAAAGAGAGAGAGGAAGACCAAAGAAAAGGUGGAUUGAUGUUGUGAGGGAAGACAUGAGGACAGUUGGUGUGAGAGAGGAGGAUGCAUGAGAUAGGCUUAGAUGGAAAAAGAUGACACGCUGUGGCGACCCCUAAUCGGGACAACCCAAAAGAAAAAGAAGAAAGUAAUUACGUCAUGAGACUUGUGAGAUUUCUUUCUGAAAAUAAGCAUAAAGGUGCUGUUGGAAGGAGAAGGGGAAAGUGAGUGAGUCGUGCAAGUGUGACUGUGACAGCUGCAGUCGAACUCACGGAGUACAAUAGCAAAGGCGCUGAUUUUACCCCAACGUUUCCAUUAUGCAGAUCAGCGGGAAGUGUCUUUCUGACAUGUUCACCCCCUCCGUCUGCAGCGAGUCAGGCAUUGCACCAUCCGUCCUCCUCCCCUCCCGUCCCGUCCUGCACAGCUCACCCUCUUUGAUGUACGAGACGAGCGCACCAGAGUCCUCCUCAGUCCGCUGUCAGGAGGUGCCCAGACCGAGAUGAAGAAGGUAGUCGGGGACAACGCCACAUUGCCAUGCCACCACCAGUUCCAAUCAUCCGGCUCGAUUGAUAUUGAGUGGCUCCUGCAGAAACCAAACUCCAAACAGAAAGUGAUCAUUACGUUCUUCGGCGGCCACGUGUACACUAAUGAGGGCACCGAUGCCAGCCGCUUGUCCUUUGCCGGGGAGUACCUGGGUGGCGACGUCUCCCUGCUGAUCAGUGACCUGCUGCUGACUGACUCUGGGGAGUACUACUGCAAGGUCAAGACUGGGGGGAAGUACCACUGGAGCCAAGUCAACCUCAUUGUGCUGGUGAAACCCUCCAAGCCAAUAUGUCGGAUGGACGGCGACCUCCUGGAAGGCAGCGACGUCAAGCUGAGCUGCAAGUCCAGCGACGGUUCCGACCCCAUCAACUACAAGUGGGAGCGAGUGCUAGACAAAGGGAAGAGCAUUGGCAAACUGCCAAACCUGGCACUUAUAGAUCUGAAGAACCCUGAACUCAUGACCCUGAGGAACCUCACCAUGGACAGCACAGGGGUCUACAGGUGCACGGCCAGCAAUGACGUGGGCGAGGAGAACUGCACCAUUGAGGUCCCAAUGCAGCGUGUGAAGGAUAUGGGUAAGAUGGCUGGCGCAGUCGUGGGAAUUUCCCUGGGUGUGCUCAUCGUCAUAUUAACCGUCUGGCUUGUCUUCAGAACAAAAGAGAAAAAGAAGUAUGAGGAGGAGGAAACUCCAAAUGAGAUAAGGGAGGACGCAGAGGCUCCCAAAGCCAAGCUGGUGAAGCCCAACUCGCUUUCCUCGUCCCGCUCCGGCAGCUCACGCUCAGGGGCCUCCUCCACCCAGUCGAUGGUGCACAACAGCGCCCAGCGUGGCCACCGCCCCCGCCCACCUGCAGUUGCGGCGCUCAAGGAAAAUGGACAACCUCCGGGUUUUCCUCAGUCCCCUCCAGCCUACAACACAGUGGUGCCGGCCAAGAACACCGAGCCCCCCACCACUCCCAAAUUCAACUCCAGGAAUAUGUCUGGGCCGACACCGCCGACCCUCAUGGUCCCUGCCCAGACCAAGGCCUUCCAGACUGUGUAGGACUGAAAGCUAACUCCUCCCUGCAGCCAUGCCAUGACUCCAAUUCCUGCCCCCCCAACCCUGUACCCACUUCCCAAAGACUAAGACUCUACCAUAAACAAAGAAAUGCAACUAGUUAAAGGGAUGUAAUUAAAAAUUCAAUACUAUAAGUCCAAAAUUACUUCUAAUGAAUGCAUACUAAAAAGGGAAAAUAUGAAAUGCUUUCCCCCUACUGAAUUAUAUAAAAGAAAAUGUAAAAAAAAAAAAAAAAAAAAAAAAAAAGCUCAGAGAGAAGGCUCUGUUUGUGCCUUGCGACUCAAGGAAGAAAGCACUGCACCCGGCGAGCUGGACGGACGGCCUCGUCGAGUAUUUGUCAUAUCACAAUUUUAGGGAUGUAACGGAGAAAAGGGGCAACAAUCGGAUAAAACACUCAAAUGGAUGAUCGUAGACGUAGCCCCCCACACCCCUUCCACCAAUGAUACGUAUGAGAUGGAGACUGCAGAUGUUUUCUUCUCCAGUGGGAUGAUGUCACUUUCCAGCACCUGACCCAAAACCACAGACUCCAUUUGCCACCCAUGGUUUGACCCAGUUGUGCCCCGUGCGUGCGGCCAGACACAGUAUUUCAAUGUGUAUGUGUGUUUGUGAGUGAGCAUUCGUGUACUUGUGAGUGCACCGUUCACCUCUCUUUUAAGGGAGGAAUCCACCAGGAACCGACUUGGACUCACUCAUCUGACUGAUCAGCCCAAUCUGCUUCACCACCAGCUGGGCAAACUUCAGGUAUAAGGAUGUAGCACUAACAAGUGGAGUGACAUUAACCGAGUCUUCACCUCUUUUCUGGUACUGAAUACCUUACUACUAUUAAACACGUACCCGUGUAUUAGGCCUAUAGACACACCAUGCUUUGAUAUAAGGAAUAAGCAACUAUUAACUCAUCUGGAGUAAUUUUUCGCCUUCUUUGUUUUAUGUGUUUCUCUUUUUUUUUUCCGAACUGGUCGAAUGGUUGACAGGCGGAUUGGUUAUCAUAAGAAAGUGCCACCAUUCCUUAAAAUGGGUUAUUGUUUUUGUCUUUAUUUUUGUUGAACUGCUGCAUUUCAGAAGUGAAACCAAAAUGUGUUAACCAUGAAUGUGCGCUGAAGGGGGGAGCGAGGACGAUGCCGUCGUUUUCAUUGCAGUAAGUUACUGAAUUCACAAGCGAAUAGAAUUCGUUUUCACUUCUACUACCUGCUUUCACUCUUCUAAUAAGAUGAUGAAAUUAAUAACAAAGAUGAAUUGAGCUUUGUAAUGUUUUAUUAUUUACGAUUGUAAUUGUGUGGGAUCAACUGUACCAUAAUUUCCAGCCUACAGAGCGCACCUGGUUACAAGCCUCACAGAGCACAUUUGUAGGGAAAUACCAUUUGGUAAAUACAUACGCCGCAACUGUGUAAAAGCCAGAUGUGCCCACAUUGAAACCCACAUUGAAACAUGGGAUAUUUACAAAAAAAGAUGGUACACAGAAAGAGUUAAGUCGUGCUAGCGCUAAGACUAAUAGGGUCGGUUAAAAUAAAACUUACCGGUAAAUAUCACUGAGACACGCCACUAACACAGCGCUAACGCUAGCGCCGCACUAAAGCAAAUGCUAACAGGGUCGGUUAAAAUAAAACUUACCAGUAAAUAUCACUGAGACAGGCCACUAGCACAGCGCUAAAGCUAGCGCAGCGCUAAUAGGGCUGGUAAAAUUUACUUCCUCGGGACAUAUAUUCCACCGGUCUCAUUCUUACCUUUUCCAGGUUUGAAAGCGUGUGAAAAAAGCCGCGGCUUGUAGGCCGGAAAUUACGGUAAUUGAUUUGAUCAGAAGCAAUUGAUGACAGCUCGAAAACACAUCGCAUGAAAUGAGAGGAUGCGAUGGGAAGCAAAGAAAGGAGUUCCUGGCAGAUCAUAGCACGCUGCUAAGACCUACGGGUAAAAAUCAUUUCCAUAAAGAAAACCCACAGAUAUACAGAAGUGUAGACAAAAGAUUUGCUACCUUGAGCACUCUGGACUACAUAAUCGCCAUCAUCAUCGUAAAUGUUUCCGAAAGGAAUUUCCCCAGCAGUUUUUCGUGUUGCCGGAUCUACUUUUUGGAGCGGCAUGAGAUUCAUAGCGUUGCCAGGACGAGAGAUGCCACUCUGUUGUUAGGAUUGUCACAAAAAAAAGAAACAAAAAACAGUCCGCUAGUUCAGUAACUUUUCUGCCUCCGUGAGUUUCUUGCAGCCUCUGCUCUUGUCUCGCUUUCCUCCGACUUUCGACAUUGCCAUUCUUAUUGAUAAUAACCCAAAGAAGAGAUGAGGCUGGCGUUUUCAGGCAUCAUAGUGAAAACAUAGUGAAUUAAGCCCGAUAAAGGGAAUGAGAAGUAUGAUGACUUUGGUCGUAGAGUGUGUACGGUGUCAUUGUCAGGACUCUGAAUGGAUCCAUUAUAACGGACCGCCACUCCGGCUGAAUCAGCGGGUCCCACUUUGUUAUUGGACCGUCUGCGCUAUCAGCCAAUGCCCCUUUUGUCACAUAGUCACAGACCCAGUGCAGUUUGAUUGAACGUUGCUUAAAAUAGCGCAAGUAGCCUCUCUAUCUAGUGUGCCUUUGCAAUCCCUUCUUCCUUUGCACGCUUUCUUUCUCUGUCCUUAUCUCCAGCACACCGUCUCACCGGCUGAGAUCAAUCGGGACGAAUAUCGAUGCACUUCAAUAAGUCGCGCCGAAAAAAAGAAAAAAGAAAAAGUUGAGGCAUCCCUAAGGGGCGAGUCCGGAGCAGUGGAAAGUAUCCGUUAUGGUAGAGCAAGCCCGUGCCACGGGACGAUGUAUUGUACAUUCUGUAACCAAUAUUGUUUUGCAUUGUAAAUACAGAUAGAUAAGCAGUAUGCACAUGAUAUCUAUCAUUUGACGUAAUAGUUUCGGGUACAUGAGGGGGGAUUUGCUCCCUCCACCAGAGUCAAACGGAAAACCCAGAGGUGAUAUGAAAA
Syngnathoides biaculeatus (alligator pipefish) is the source of this 9677-nucleotide messenger RNA. It is a transcript of the gene clmpb, whose product is annotated as CXADR like membrane protein b. Bases 5647 to 6729 code for a protein of 360 amino acids. Lineage: Eukaryota; Metazoa; Chordata; Actinopteri; Syngnathiformes; Syngnathidae. The transcript is spliced from 9 exons. Gene Ontology annotation, cellular component: cell surface; membrane; cytoplasmic microtubule. The record is from RefSeq and is a predicted model, not a curated record.